Messenger RNA from Hordeum vulgare subsp. vulgare (domesticated barley), 879 nucleotides. Its product is annotated as protein PROTON GRADIENT REGULATION 5, chloroplastic. The record is from RefSeq and is a predicted model, not a curated record. Gene Ontology annotation, cellular component: chloroplast. Gene Ontology annotation, molecular function: electron transfer activity. The transcript is spliced from 2 exons. Bases 155 to 520 code for a protein of 121 amino acids. Gene Ontology annotation, biological process: photosynthetic electron transport in photosystem I; response to high light intensity. Lineage: Eukaryota; Viridiplantae; Streptophyta; Magnoliopsida; Poales; Poaceae.
CAUCCCCUCACAACUGGAAUCGGAAGAGAGAGGGGGCUUUGGCUGGCCACCAGCGGUCCGUCAUCCGUCAUCGUCUUGGCUACGUCUUCACCAUAUUCUCCAUUCCCCCACACUGCACGGGACAGCACAGCGGAGAAGAGGAAGGAGAGCAGAGAUGACUGCGUCGGUGUCCUACGGGCUGCGAGCUCUUCCGACGUGGUCUAGCUCUGUGUCCGGUGACGACCACUGCUCGGCGCUGGCCAUGUCGGUGUCGGCGCGGCCGCGGUCGGCGCGGCCCCUUCGGACGCCCGCCAGGAUGGGCAAUGUAAACGAGGGCAAGGGCAUCUUCGCGCCCUUGGUGGUGGUGGUGCGCAACAUCGUUGGACGCAAGCGCUUCAACCAGCUCAGGGGCAAGGCCAUCGCGCUGCACUCCCAGGUGAUCACCGAGUUCUGCAAGACCAUCGGCGCUGACCCCAAGCAGAGGCAGGGCUUGAUCCGCCUCGCCAAGAAGAACGGAGAGAAGCUCGGAUUCCUUGCUUGACCUCACAAUCACCCCUUCCUUCUCCUACCCUUUUCUACUAGCAAAAGGCAAUCAUCAACCUACCUUUUCUACUAGCAAAAGGGAGUCAUCAACCGCUCUUCCAUCUUUCCUUGGAGUUGGGAGAUUGCAUGCAUGUAUGUAUACUAGUCGUAUAUCUUUUCUUCUCUUCUCUUCUCUUCUGGAGAGGGAGCAAUUACUUAAACCAACAUUGAGUUCAGUUAAAGUUCAUUUCAACCUGGAUGGAUGGACAAAUGAUGUAUAUAUCCUCUACUGAUGGCCUCAGCGGUAGAGUGUGUUAUACAUAGAGAUUGACUAUUCGUCACCCUGGAUGAAUAAUAGUUAUUCUUCACCCUCCUUUA